Messenger RNA from Ylistrum balloti, 921 nucleotides. Its product is annotated as zinc finger and SCAN domain-containing protein 2-like. The record is from RefSeq and is a predicted model, not a curated record. Bases 1 to 921 code for a protein of 306 amino acids. The transcript has 4 exons. Gene Ontology annotation, cellular component: nucleus. Lineage: Eukaryota; Metazoa; Mollusca; Bivalvia; Pectinida; Pectinidae.
AUGCCGCGCUCGUUUAUGGUGAAGAGUUCAAAAAGACGCCCGUCCCUUUCAAAGUCCGACCAUGUCCUUCCUCAGCGUAUAUCCGCAGAACCUGAUGACGUUGACAGAGGUUGUUACUCGCAUUCGUCCAGUCCCUCGGUUGAGUCUGAAAAUAUUGAUGACGUGAGCAACCAAUCAAAAACCAGCACGAUUGAACCAAUCACCGGUACCACCAAUGAUUUACACAUCACAGUUCAUCAACAGAGAAUCAAGGAGCUGUUCCAACAGUAUCUACGCUGGAUGGACAUCACUUCCGAUCAUGUGAUCAGUCGGGGAGCCAAUGACGAAAGCCUAUUCAAUAGUCUUUUUAAAGACACGGAAGUAAAAACACUGGGUAAUCGGGAGUGUACUCUCGUAUCUGAAGGCAAGUGUGACUGUCUGAGGACCAAAUUUUGUUGUGGUCCGUUCGGAUUGCCCUCCCCGACAGAUUCCACAGAUUCAUUCAAAGGGUUCCGAGAUGAUGGCGACCAUGUGGCACACUCGAUGAACUUUCGAGAUUCUCAGUUUUUCGGUAACGGCGAGGAGGAGUUUGCACCCCACAGAACCUUCCGUUGUAAGGAGUGCGGUAAGGGCUUCAAGCGUUCGUCCACCCUCAACACACACAUGCUAAUCCACAGUGAUACCCGCCCUUAUCCUUGUCAAUACUGCGGCAAACGGUUCCACCAGAAGUCGGACAUGAAGAAACACACGUAUAUCCACACAGGUGAAAAACCCCAUAAAUGCUCUGUUUGUGGAAAGGCUUUCAGUCAGUCAUCUAACCUUAUCACUCACACGCGUAAACAUACGGGCUUUAAACCCUUCACGUGCGAACGGUGUGGGCGGAGCUUUCAGCGAAAGGUUGACAUGAGGCGCCAUCUGGAAACAAGCCAUCGCCUGAUUUAG